AGCCAAUCAGGCUCAAGUCUGUCUUCGCGUUGCGGAAGUAUCGUGCCUACUCUCGCGUGAGCUGCCGUUACCAUAGUCACGCUAGUACACAGUUAAUCGAAGCGACAAGGGGGAAGAUAAAUCAACAACCAUGAAUUUAAACAACUUUGUGGUCCUUCCCAACAAGCCUAAAUCAGUAAAGAUAAAUGUCAGGAAUUUGCGAGAGCUGCGAAUUGAGACGGCACAGCUCAAACAGGACAACAAGGACAUGGAGAACCGUCUGCAGCAACUCCAAGAGGUCAUGAGCCGUGAGAAAGAGGAGAGAGAGAAGAAUGGUGCAUUUCGCAGGAAAUCUGCUCAGACCCAAGAUGUGACAAGUGAAAAAGAGAAAAAGCUCAAGAAAAGCUCCCCGAGCAAGAUAAAACUAAGAGUGCUGAAGGAUGAGCCAGUUCAAAGGGUUCCUGAGCCUCCACCUCCAAAGAAUGGAUGGAACAGAAAAUCCAGGCUCAAAGGAAAAGCCUGUGGCCAAUGUGAAGCUCAAACUGCUGGACUUAUGUGUGCAGAAUGCUCAGAGGAUUACUGUGUCAGCUGCUUUGCUAAAUUCCACCAGAAGGGGGCACUAAGGUUUCAUCAUAUCAUUCCCAUGCAGGCUGAGCUACAUACCUCCAUUAGCACAAUGGAUGUGGUGAAUUGUCUUCAGAAGAAGCUUGAAAGUGAAGAGGAGGAAGACCUUUGGUUGAAUCAUGGCAGAGAUAUGAGAAGAGUUCCAGCAUCUGCACUUCUUCAACCUAUUUGUGAUAACCAGAUGCACAAUACACAAGUGUUGAGUGUAAAUGAUCUGGAUCAGGAGAAUAAAGACUCUUUACUCAGAGGCAGUUUUGAUGAAGAGGAAUCUUCCAGAUGUUUUCAGCAAGCUCUGAAUGAGUGGAGAGCAGGCAACACUCAUGGUGACAGAGAACAUCAUGAACCCAACCACAGUGUACAAACUGCUCAACUAGAAUCCAUGGAGGCUAUGGGGACCCAGGCUGGAGGAAGACCUCAAAUACAUAUUGAGUUUAGGAACCAUGGACUAAGCUACAUGGAAAGGCUGCUAAUGAAGAAACACCGCAGAAUGCAGAUUGAAUCAUACCAGUUGCUUUCCACCCCAAGAUCUACACAGGACUUGAUUACAGACACCUGUGCACAACCUGUUGAAGAGAUUCGUGAACUAACUGCCGAGGAGAUGGAUAUGCAUCAUUACUGUGUCUCUCUUUUCGCGGUCUCCAGCUCAGCAAAAACAGAAGUAGUGAAUAACAUUUUUAAACCGAGAAUCACAGAGAUAAAUGAGACAGCAGGAGACUCUCUGGUGGAUGCUUCCUUUGGAUUCAAACAGAAAAAUAAAAAAGAGCAAAAACAAGUAGAUGCUUUAGCAAGACUUUCCCUAGCAGAAGAAGUUCUGCAUCCAACAAAUUCACUGGAGUUCUCAUUAAAUACUCAAGCACUGGUUAAUGAUGCACUACUGAGUGGGUCAUUAGAAUCAUCCUCACAGUCACCACCAACUGACCAACACUUGUCAUCACUCAUUUGCCAUAAUCUGCAAAAAUCUGUGGACAUCUCCACUUCAAAAGACUCUGCAAUGCUACACCUUGUAAAUGAUAAGGAACAUGCACUUCAAGAAGCACAAUCACCAAAACUAAAACCACAGAUGUUAAAAUAUCCAUCAAAACCCAAUUCAGCACUCAAAUGUACAACACAAGGUUGGGAAUACAGCUCUUCUACUUCUCCUCAAACCUAUAGUUCAUUAAUUUCCUCAGAUCAAUGUCAAUCUCCAACAUCCCUUGAUUCCUCUAAUCCACAACUGAGUCUCAUUCAGAAUCUCCCAUUGCCUCUUCACUUAGAAGAGGAGGUUGAGUGUCAAACAAAUUCAUCUGUUUUUUUACAAGCAUGUUUUAAACCUGCUAAUGAAACAAUGCUAAGUCAGUUCUCACAAUUACCACCAUCAGAAAAUGUUUCAUCCUAUGCUCCUCAUAAAUGUCAAAAAUCUAUUUCAGACAUUUUAAACAGCUCAGCACCUGCCUUAAUAAUGUCACAUCAACAAGGGAAACACAUACUUCAAAGAGCACUAUCACCAAGACACAGUGAUUUCCAAAAUCUACAGACUCACAAAGGGCCAUCUUCAGCAAUAUCCAAUUCAGCAGUUGACUGGAAUCCCUCCCUUUCUCGUUUUCUGCAACCCCAUAGACAGUUGCUUUCCUCAUCGGCAGCAUUUCCUACUUCCUUCAUGGAAAAACUGAGCCCAAUAUCUCCAGAAGGUGUAGAUUCCUCCCAUGGUCCAUCACCUUCAACAUCACCCUUCCACCAGCAGUUUCCAUUUUCACCAGCAGUUUCCAUUUCAGCCCAGGCAAAAUUGAGCCUAAUACCCUCAGAACUCCAUCAUACUAAAGCUAAAACUCUGACCCCAUUGUCUACUAAAUCUAUCGCUCAGACCCAAAGUGGUAACACACCUUUAUCUGCAAAGCAGCCAUUCACAGAUGAUGAGGAACCAUAUUUUCUUCCUUUAGUAUCAACAUCUUCAGCAAAGUCAGAAAUACUGCAAAUCUCACCUCCCCUUUCACUGUGCUUAUCAGAUUCAGAUAUGUCAAGUGAUAGUGUUGGCAUGAUACCUAAUGAUAAUGACUCUUCUGAUGAAGAAAUUAGAAGGUGUGCACUGCAGGAUAUGGAGGAAGAAGAGGAGAGAAACACAUCCUCUUUACCUCCAUCUUUGUUUCCCACUUCAGCCAUUCCUUUCCCCUCUCAGAGCCCCACGACUGAAGAUCAGUCAGGCUUCUUUACCAAACCGUGCCUGGCUGUAAGCUCAUUAGCGCAGAGACACAAUAUUGUUUCAACAAACUAUCAAGGCCUAGAUGGCUUUUUUACACUGGGGCUAGAUUCCGGGUCUGUUCCCGUCAGUCCGGCUGCAUCACAAGCUUCUACAGAGAUGCAUAGAAUCUCCACAAAUUCAGAAGUCUUUGUGUCAGGUGACAGUUUCUGGAGGCCAGAGACCAGCCUCCAACCUCACUCAGAGGCAACGCUUGUUGGUGUAUUAAUUAACAACCAGCCAAUCAACAUCACCUCACAAUCUGAUACACCAAUCAGUAAAGUGGAGCCAUCUCAGAGAAAAAGUCAAUCAGAUCCCUCUGUUCCAGUGACUCAGAGUGUUUCUCGCACUGCUCUGGAGAUCCUGGAUGUACAGAGUGUGGAGCAAGCUGAGAUCACACACAUCAAACAGGAUGAUGACGAUCUGCUCACCAUUGCCGGUUUGAAAGAAGAAAAAUUUAGUUAUAUUAGUUGAAACUGAAAACAUAUUAGUUGAAACUAAAAACAUUGGAGAAUGAACAAAAAAACAUACUGAUUUUUUUAACCAUAUUCUAAAUAUUUGCAGCAGUAAAAUUUGCAUAACAAUGCUUUUUCUAACAUAAUCAGUUUUGUGAUCAUACAAAAGGAAUAUAUUUUCCAUGUGCAGAUAUUAAUUCUCAUUAUCCCAAUACUAAUUGACACUUCACUAAGCCCUGCUCACUCAAUUGUAAAAUGCAUGCUCAACCCUAAUGCAACUAUUGUUUGCACAGAGUA
Molecule: messenger RNA, 3567 nt
Organism: Tachysurus fulvidraco (yellow catfish)
Lineage: Eukaryota; Metazoa; Chordata; Actinopteri; Siluriformes; Bagridae
Gene: zbbx
Product: zinc finger, B-box domain containing
Exons: 18
Coding region: 131-3289 (1052 amino acids)
Biological process (GO): cilium movement
Cellular component (GO): motile cilium
Molecular function (GO): zinc ion binding
Source: RefSeq, a predicted model, not a curated record